Phyllopteryx taeniolatus (common seadragon) is the source of this 5475-nucleotide messenger RNA. It is a transcript of the gene epha6, whose product is annotated as eph receptor A6. Gene Ontology annotation, molecular function: protein binding; transmembrane-ephrin receptor activity; ATP binding. Gene Ontology annotation, cellular component: plasma membrane; neuron projection. Gene Ontology annotation, biological process: protein phosphorylation; axon guidance; cell surface receptor protein tyrosine kinase signaling pathway. The transcript has 18 exons. The record is from RefSeq and is a predicted model, not a curated record. Lineage: Eukaryota; Metazoa; Chordata; Actinopteri; Syngnathiformes; Syngnathidae. The coding region runs from base 495 to 3551 and encodes 1018 amino acids.
UCCUGUACAGAUGCGCACUCCGUCGCCGCGUGCUUCAUCGCCUCCUCCUGCCCUCCUCAUCUUCAUCUCUUCGUUUCAGAAGCUCGCGCGAACCUGCAGCGGUCCGGACGGGUGACAGAAAGCUUGGACUCAUCGGAUCACGACUAUAGGGACACCAUCGCGUGCGCGAUGUAGCCUUGCAGUGCAAAGAUUCUUGCGCAGUUGUUUGAAGUGAUGCAAUAACUUAGGGACGACAGGAAAUGUGCGAAGUUUGUGGCAGCUUAUUGUUUCUACACUGAUUGUUAUUUUAUUUUAUUUUUUAACUUGCCCCUCAGCACCUUUAUUGCUGCUAUACCGCGAAGGGAUGGAUCUCACGAUGAACAACAAACGGGACCUAAUGUAAUCAGGAGCCGAGCCAGUGGAUCGGUGCUUCUUGGACGUCCCUGCUGCGCUUUUCUUACCGGCCACGUCCGCGAUCGGCUCAGCUGCAGCCGGUGGCCGAUGUUGCAGCAGAUAUGAGUGUUGGACCAAGAUUUGUCCCUGUUGCACUUUUUCUUGGAAUUGUUCUCACUCGCUGUGGCCACUGCAACCAAGUUGUGCUGCUGGAUACAACGUCUGUGCUUGGAGAGCUCGGAUGGAAGACGUACCCUAUAAAUAGGUGGGAUGCCAUCACAGAGAUGGACGAGCACAAUCGGCCCAUUCAUACCUUUCAGGUGUGCAAUGUGAUGGAGCCCAACCAGAACAACUGGCUUCGAUCCAACUGGAUUUCUCGACAAGCAGCCCAAAAAAUCUAUGUGGAGCUUCGCUUCACCUUACGUGACUGCAACUCCAUCCCUUGGGUGUCUGGCACGUGCAAGGAGACCUUCAACCUCUUCUAUCAUGAGACUGAUGAGGCACACAGUGUAAAAUUCAAACCUGCUCAGUACACCAAGAUCGACACCAUCGCCGCAGAUGAGAGCUUUACUCAGAUGGAUCUUGGAGAUCGCAUUUUGAAGCUCAACACUGAGGUGCGCGAGGUGGGACCCAUGACCAAGAAUGGCUUCUAUCUUGCAUUCCAGGACAUUGGGGCCUGCAUUGCUCUGGUUUCAGUGAGAGUCUACUACAAGAAAUGCCCAUUCACUCUGAGAAACCUGGCCUCGUUUCCAGACACGGUGCCUCGGGUGGACUCAUCCUCAUUGGUGGAGGUGAGGGGGGCAUGUAUAGACCAUGCGGAAGAAAGGGACACACCCAAGCUCUUCUGUGGCGCUGACGGUGACUGGUUAGUCCCCCUGGGAAGAUGCGUCUGCAGUGUCGGGUAUGAGGAGGUCGACGGCUCCUGCAUUGCAUGCCAGCCAGUCUUCUACAAAGCUUUUGCUGGAAACAUCAAGUGUUCAAAGUGCCCCCCAAAUAGUUUAAGCUAUGGAGAAGGUGCUGCAGUCUGCCGAUGUGAAGUUGGGUAUUUCAGGGCCGGAAAAGAUCCUCCAACUAUGGCUUGCACACGCCCUCCGUCCCCUCCACGUAACUUACUUUUCAACCUCAAUGACACAUGUCUGAUGCUGGAAUGGUCACCCCCCAGUGACACCGGGGGUCGCAGAGACCUCACCUAUAAUGUCCAAUGUAAACGCUGUGGUCCAGAGCCUGACCAGUGCCACCUUUGUGAGGAAGAGCUGCGUUUCCUCCCACAACCGUUAGGCCUGACUACCGCCUCAGUCACCGUCAUGGACUUCUCUGCGCACGCUAAUUACACCUUUGAGAUUGAAUCACUCAACGGCGUUUCAGACAUGAGCUCAUUUCCUCGCCAGGUCGCCAUCAUUACCGUCAGCACUGACCAGGGUGGUCCAUCACUGGUGGGGUCUCUAAAGAAGGACUGGGCCUCUCCCAACAGCAUUGCGCUCUCCUGGCAGCAGCCCAAAGAAACAACGUUGCCCAUCCUCGACUACGAGAUCAAAUACUAUGAGAAGGAACAUGAGCAGCUGAGUUACUCUUCAACAAGCACAAAGGAUCCUAGUGUGAUCAUCACAGGCUUGAAACCAGCCACCUGGUACGUCUUCAGUGUCCGUACCCGCACACCAUCUGGAUACAGCUCCUAUGCCACCAGAUAUGAAUACAAAACUACUGGAGAUUCAUCAAACCUGGCCUCUGACCAAGGUCAGGUUUUGGUCAUCGUUACUGCUGCAGUGGGUGGCUUUACCCUCCUCGUCAUCCUCACCCUCUUCCUCCUCAUUACGGGAAGGUGUCAGUGGUACAUAAAGGCUAAGAUGACCUCCGAGGAUAAGAGGACCAAUUAUCAGAAUGGACAUGUUCCUUUCCCUGGGAUUAAGACCUACGUGGACCCUGACACUUAUGAAGACCCUGCGCAGGCCGUCCAUGAGUUUACCAAGGAGAUCGACCCAUCUCGGAUCCGCAUUGAGAGGGUGAUUGGAGCCGGUGAGUUUGGAGAGGUGUGCAGUGGCCGCCUGAGAACACCAGGGAAAAAGGAGAUUGCAGUGGCAAUAAAGACACUGAAAGGUGGCUAUGUGGAGCGUCAGAGGCGGGACUUCCUGCGUGAGGCUUCUAUCAUGGGGCAGUUUGACCAUCCCAACAUCAUCAGGCUGGAGGGUGUAGUCACAAAAAGCAGGCCUGUGAUGAUUGUCGUGGAAUAUAUGGAAAAUGGAUCAUUGGACUCAUUUUUGAGGGCUAGCAUGCUGCGAUUGGCUGGCAACCAGUUCAGUGUGUACCCCGCCUCCUGCCCGAUGAUAGCUGGGAUAGGCUCCAGCACGCCCGCGACCCUACAACACGAUGGUCACUUCACUGUCAUUCAGCUGGUUGGCAUGCUGCGUGGCAUCGCCUCAGGAAUGAUGUAUCUGUCAGACAUGGGCUAUGUUCAUCGAGAUCUGGCAGCUCGAAACAUCUUAGUCAACAGCAACCUGGUGUGUAAAGUGUCAGACUUCGGUCUGUCCCGAAUCCUGGAGGACGAUCCCGAGGCUGCGUACACGACAACGCAGGGUGGGAAAAUUCCAAUCCGAUGGACUGCUCCAGAGGCUAUCUCAUACCGAAAAUUCUCCUCAGCCAGUGAUGCGUGGAGUUACGGCAUUGUCAUGUGGGAAGUAAUGUCCUAUGGGGAGCGGCCAUAUUGGGAGAUGUCUAAUCAGGAUGUGAUUCUGUCUAUCGAGGAGGGCUACCGGCUUCCUGCACCAAUGGGUUGCCCUGUGGCACUCCACCAGCUGAUGCUGCACUGCUGGCAGACAGAAAGAAGCCAUCGGCCCAGAUUUGCAGAUGUGGUCUCCUUCUUUGAUAAACUCAUUCGCAACCCCAGCAGUUUAUUGCCUCUGGUAGAGCACAUUCAGAGUCUACCAGAGUCUCCUGGGGAAGAAAUGGACUACCCACUGUUCAUCUCCAUUGGCGACUGGCUGGACUCCAUCAAAAUGAGUCAGUACAAAAGCAACUUCAUGGCAGCGGGCUACAACACGUUGGAUUCUGUAGCGAGGAUGAGUAUUGAAGAUGUGAGGCGUAUCGGGGUGGAUCUGAUCGGCCACCAACGGAGGAUCAUCAGCAGCGUACAGACCGUCCACCUCCAGCUACUGCACGAACAGGAGAAAGGCUUCCACGUAUGAGGUUGCCCUUUCACAUGGCCUGGGACCGACACAUUGAUGGAGCACAUGGCAGUGAAGUCUAGACUGUGAGAGAAACACUUUAUAGCGGAGGUCAUUGGAUUGGACAGACUGCCUCCCGGGCUUUCUUUAUCCUUCAGUAGUAAUGGACUCUUUUUCUACUACACACCCCUUACCCAGUACACCUACCUGGUCUGGCCAGACUAUUUUUAAACCGCCCGAUAAACUUUACAUUCUGGCUCAGGCCCUCAUUUAGGGGAAUGGAAUGCCUUGUUACAGCUUCAGUAUUUUCUGUGUGGAGGUAAAUUAUCUUAGAUAUUUAGAUUUACGAACAUAAUCUACUGAAUCUUUGGGUUUUUCUUUUCUUGCUCAUGUAGCUGCUCCUCGGUGUGUAAAAGAUAAGUUUUUACCCUCUGGGGGAAAUGCCCUUACCACUUUUCAUUUUGUAAUAUGAUCAUUUAUCAUGAAGGUAUGUGCAUUUCUUGACUCUCUCUCUCUCCAGAGAGUCUGGUACAUCAUACUUGAAGAAAGUGGUGAGAAGCAAGUCAAGGAGAUAUCUUGAAUGUUAAAGUGUAUAGACUACUAAUCAGUAAUUAUUAUCAUAACCUUAUAUCUGUAUAUAUGUGCAGAUCUAUAUGUCAAAGCCCUAGUGAAUCUAAACUUUAUUUCAAAUGGUAUUUAUUUAUGUCAGUUCAGCAGUAAUCAUGCAGUCACACAGAGAGAUGAACAAUUGUGUGAUGGAAGACUUCAAAACAUGGCGCUUACGCACCAUCCAUGUUUUUAGUGCCGCAUGCCAAGCUCGCUAAACUGGAUUUGUUGCCUUCACAUGGGGGGGGGAAAGGGAAAAAAAGUCAAAAUUAUUUGAAAUAUGGAUUUCAAGAGUUGCCCUACAGAACAAUCACCACUGUCUUAACACAAGAAUGUUCACAUAACUCAUAAAUACAGUAUAUUAGUUCAUAUUACCAAAUAUAUUACAUAGACUUUUAUGGUGCUUGAGAAUUAUGAGAAAUAGUUUCAGUAAAAGGUAUUGUUCAUUUGUACACACGUGAUUAAUGGCCAGAACUAACGUGUGUGCGUGUUCAGUACAAAGCCACUGGCUGCGUUUUUCAGUCGUUCUGCUAGGCCACUGUGUGCUUACCUUGUGAUCAUGUAAAGGUUGUGGAAUUUGUGGCAGUAUAGGACUCAAGUGUACAUAAAAGUAGUCUGAAAUGAAACUUUUGGAUCUGCAGUAGUUGAUGUCAUGUCGUCAGAUGUUUGCCAUUGAAAUUAUUUAUCUUCAUUCUGAGAAAGAAUGGUAAACAGGCGGUGGUAUAGAAUAUAAAUAUUAUAUAUAAAUAUGAAUCAAAGCCUUCUUGGUGGGAUUAUGGAAGUCAGCGAGACUGCCAGCUUUUCAAAUGUAUGACUAAGUUAGCAGAGAGAGCACGAACAUAAACGGCACCAUCCUAAUUUAAAUUUGUCCUUCAACUAGCGACAGUAAAAUGCACACACAUGUAUGCCUUACACUCUGUUAACAUUUUAGUAAAUAUGUUUCAGUGGAAUCGAAUGAUCUAGUCCUUAAAUUAAGUUAUAGACCAUAUCCAUAAGAGUAAAUAAAAUGGCUCUAGAGAACUGCUCCAUUCAGUCAAAGUCACAGUAUGCCUCCAGCCAUCAGCUUACACAAGAAAGUUACACAAUAUAUACAAUAUAUACGAUACAUUACAUGCACUCAACCCCUCUACAGUCAAUGGAGAAUAUCAGAUGCUGUUUGUUAAGCAUGUUCUACUGCUGAGCAAUGUUAGAACAUUCUUUUGUACAAAGUACAAGUAUACUAAUGAUUAUAAUUCUUGUAUUUUAUUUUUUUAUAAUUUCCAAAGAGUUGUAGAUCUUGCACACUGUAAGAGGCCGUUACUGCGGAUAUUUAUUUGCAAAAUAAAGUUGAAAAGCUCUG